Molecule: messenger RNA, 3225 nt
Organism: Tachysurus fulvidraco (yellow catfish)
Lineage: Eukaryota; Metazoa; Chordata; Actinopteri; Siluriformes; Bagridae
Product: P2Y purinoceptor 11-like
Exons: 2
Coding region: 963-1910 (315 amino acids)
Biological process (GO): calcium-mediated signaling; cellular response to ATP; G protein-coupled receptor signaling pathway
Cellular component (GO): plasma membrane
Molecular function (GO): neurotransmitter receptor activity; G protein-coupled ATP receptor activity
Source: RefSeq, a predicted model, not a curated record
GGAAGGAAGAUAAUUCGGUUUCCUUGCAUUGCUACGGCAUCGCAGUAACUGGGAUAUAAAUAUACUGUUAUAAAUAAAUGAGAAUUUGACAGUUUUAAAAUUUGUGUAGUGUUCUGGGUGUGUUCCUUAAAAUAAAUACUGUAUAUCGUAUAAGAAAGUGUCCUCUACAUCAAAGUAAAAUUAAAAGUAAAGUAUUAAUUGCAAAUAAUUCAGAUUUCAAUUUGCAUUAGGAGAGAUAGAUUGAGAAAAAUGCUAAUUAAAGAAAGAAUUCAGACGGAAGAAAAAAAUUUGCCCAACAGAUUUUCUUUGCUCGCUGGGACUUAGAGAGGUUCAGGGUUCAAUUUUUAUUUCACAAAAAAAAAAGAUUUAAUAACAUACCCAUAUCACUUGAUGCUCAUUAAUUUCCACCAAUGGUUGAGAUCGACUGUCACUGCGGACGUGUGGCUAUUGGGCAACGGGUACACUGGAAAAUAGUUACAGAUCUGGUGGAAAUUAUAAUCUACGUUCAAAUCGUUCUGUGUGGUUUUUCAGUGUACAAAUCCAAAUUCCUGGGUGAUACCUAGAAUAUGAAUCACUUUCUGGGUAAACUGAUUCAUAUUCGAGGAAUCAACCAGUUUCUGGGCAAACUGAUUCAUUGCUGUAAGUAGAAUUGUGUGCUGUCUGUAUGCAGCAGUGAUUUCUCCACAGUAACAAUAUGUUUGUUGUUAAACUUACAGGAGGUCUAUGGUUGAUAACACUAUUAUUAGGUGAGAAUUAAAAAUUUCAAUCUCACUGUGUGGUAAAUUCUGGGAAGCAGUGUUAGAAUUUGGAGGAUCAAGAUUUAAUCCUGGAGGUUUGAAAGGUUAAUCCAUAUAAAUUAUAAUUGCUCUUGGUGUCCUAUAUGUCCUAAUGUCCUAUGCUAUUCCUUUUCAUUGAUUCUAAUACAGCUUCUUUGCAUUGCUGUUUUCAGGAGUCUCAGUAAAAUGAACAGAAACAGCAGUUGUAACAGUACAUUUUCAAAGGACUUGUUACCUCCUAUCUAUGGUGUGGAGAUGUGUGUGGCACUGGUGGGAAAUAUACUGGCGCUGUGGCUGCUUGUGACUAAGGAGAGAAAGAACUGGCACACAGGAGUAGUGUUCUCCUGCAACCUGAUCAUCAGUGACAUCUUUUACGCCCUCACACUCCCACUUCUCAUCGUCUACUAUUCAAGAGGACGGGUCUGGGGAUUUGGUAAUGCACUCUGCAAAAUAGAGCGCUUUUUAUUCACCUGUAACCUCUACGUCAGCAUUUACUUCAUCAUGUGCAUCAGUGUUAAUAGAUACCUGGCCAUCGUUCAUCCGUUUUUCACACGCACACACAUUCGUCCAAAACACACCAAGAUCAUCAGUGUGAUUGUCUGGAUAUUUGUUGCAAGCAUUUCAUCUCCAGUCCUCUACUAUUCAGGUCUGAAUAAGCACAGAUGUUCCUUAUUUGCAAAUUACAGAGAAAAACAUACCAAGACAACCUACAGAUUGUUUAUGGCUGUUACAGGCUGUUUGGUCCCAUUUGUUUUUACUUUUGCAUCAUAUAUUGGUGUUUUGUGGGUGGUUUUUAAAAAUGCAAAUAUCACCUUGUUAGAGAAGAGAAAAGUUGCCCUGAUUGUAGGUUUAGUCUGCAUCCUGUAUGCUGUGUCUUUUGUCCCCUUUCAUAUACUCCAAAUAUGGAGUUUUAAACUAAGGGAAGAAAAGAAGACUAAUUGUUAUGUGUAUAAUGGAUACCAAGUGUCAAAGGCAUUAGCCUGCCUGAACAUGUGCCUUCAUCCCAUCCUGUACAUGGCUGUGUUUGACAGUAUAAGAACACUGUGCUGCAGAAGGAGCUCAAAUGUAUCAAAUGAAAAAAUCACAGAUGGAGAACGCUUGUCGAAGGACCUUGAAUUGAAAUCCAGAGACUGAGACCACACAUUUUGUUUUGUGUUGAUUUGGGUGUAUGUUUGGAGUCAUUAUCUUGUUGAAUGUUCAAUGGUCAAAUCUUAACCUUCUGGAAGACAACCAGCUUGAGGGCUAAACUGCGACUAUAAGUCAGUAGAAUUCAGUUUAUUCAAGAAUUACACACUCAAUAAUCACAAUAUGUAAAACAAUCUCAAAAGUCAAUGUCGUACCUCUAUAUUUUAUUUUGCACAGAGUUUGGGGGAUUUUCCUCAGUUCUUGGUACUGUUGACAGUCAUGUUGAUGGCUUGCAUGGUCAAAAUGUAUAGAAUUUUUCAGAAAAAUAUUUCAAACUGUGUUUUAUUAUUUUUCCUAUUAUUAUGCCCAGGAAUGAUGUUUCCUAAUAACUGAAAGUAGUCUAAGUCAGGGUCUUAGAUUUUAAACGGGUAUGUGGGACGAUUAAAAGGCCAGAAUCCGAAGAGUGGUGAGCAGGAACAGGUGUGUAGGGGGCUAAAAUCUCAGUAAGGUAGUGAGGAGCCAAACCAUUCAAAGCUUUGUAUGUAAGCAUAAGAACAUUAAAAUCAACCUGAAAUCUGACAGGGAGCCAAUGUAAGGAUUCCAAGACUGGAGUGAUGUGAUCCCUUGUCCUGGUUCCAGUCAGCAUUCAGGUGGCUGAAUAUUGAACCAGCUGUAAUUUAUUUAUUUUUAAAUGAAUCAUAUAAUUAAGGUUUCCAGAGAAACAAGACAUUAAAUUUUAUCUAUACACACUUUUAAUGCAGUAAAUCUCGAAUCUCUACGUGAGCCCAUUCCAUCAGACACCCUGAGUUCAUAUCAGUGUUUCAUCCUCAUCAGGAGAUUUAAAAAAUGUUCAAAUCAGCAUUUUAUUUUGGACAAUGAUGUAUUUCUUGACUGAUAUCAUCAGAAUGUGUGUUUAUUUGAAAUCAUGUAGACUAAAAACCAGAAGAAAGCACGUGUAGCUGCGAAUCACGUGGCCGAGGAGAAGUUUUUUUAAGCUCUGUUAUUGGUAUAAGUGUGAUGGUUAAAAAAGUGAUGUCAAAUAAAGACUUUAAUUAAAGUGACUCUUCCUCUCACAGAGACUGGCACGACUUCCUAAAGGCCCCACUUUCCAUUUCCAGGUUACAAAGGUACACCGGCCCUCAUAGUAUUCAAAGCGUCUUUGUAAAUUUAAAGCCGUUCAGAUGCGAAUGAUUAACAUUUAGGGUGUUGACUGCAAAGUGAUUGUUCCAAAGUAAACGCACUGACGUGUCUGACGAUGACGGUGUUCACAGCGCAAUGAAUCUUCUUGUAAUGUAUUGUGUGUUUUAUUUAUUUUCUUCCUUCC